Molecule: messenger RNA, 2157 nt
Organism: Arvicola amphibius (Eurasian water vole)
Lineage: Eukaryota; Metazoa; Chordata; Mammalia; Rodentia; Cricetidae
Gene: Clpb
Product: caseinolytic mitochondrial matrix peptidase chaperone subunit B
Exons: 16
Coding region: 63-2096 (677 amino acids)
Biological process (GO): cellular response to heat
Cellular component (GO): mitochondrion; cytoplasm
Molecular function (GO): ATP binding; ATP hydrolysis activity; protein binding
Source: RefSeq, a predicted model, not a curated record
GCAGCCAUGUUGGUCGUGGCUUGCACAGGGGCCGGCUCCAAGGGGUUAUAGAAGCAGGUGUAAUGAUGUUGUCCGCGGUGUUGAGGCGAACCGCGCCGGCGCCGCGGCUCUUCCUAGGGUUACUCAAGUCUCCAUCGUUCCAAAGCCGCGGAAGUGCUUACGGCCGGAGCGUAAGCAGCGCAGACCGGGGAGAGCCGCAGCGGCUGAAAGCUGCCGCCUGGGUGCGCCCUGGAGCAUCUUCUAUCUCGUUCCCCGGACGGGGGGCAGCCACCGGGGGGCGCCGUGGAGAACGCACCGAGAUCUCCUGCCUAGCCGCCGCCUCGUGGGGACACGGUCCUAGCCCCGAAGAAACACUGCCCGGACAGGACAGCUGGAAUGGGGUCCCCAACAAGGCAGGACUGGGCAUGUGGGCCCUGGCCACGGCGCUGGUGGUUCAUUGCUACAGCAAGAGUCCUUCCAACAAGGAUGCAGCGCUGAUGGAAGCUGCCCGUGCCAACAAUGUGCAGGAAGUCAAAAGGCUGUUGUCAGAAGGUGCAGAUGUCAACACAAGGCACAAACUUGGCUGGACAGCACUGAUGGUGGCAGCCAUCAGCCGAAAUGACAGCGUGGUGCAGGUCCUGCUUGCUGCUGGAGCUGACCCAAACCUUGGGGAUGAUUUCAGCAGUGUCUACAAGACUGCCAAGGAACAGGGAAUACAUUCUUUGGAAGUCCUAGUCACUCGAGAGGACGACUUCAACAACCGGCUAAACAACCGUGCUAGCUUCAAGGGCUGCACAGCUCUGCACUAUGCUGUCCUGGCCGACGACUACCGCACUGUCAAGGAGCUACUGGAUGGAGGAGCCAACCCCCUUCAGAGGAAUGAGAUGGGACACACACCCGUGGAUUAUGCCCGGGAAGGAGAGGUUAUGAAGCUUCUGAAAGCAUCUGAGACCAAGUACAUGGAGAAGCAGAGGAAGCGUGAGGCAGAAGAGCGGCGCCGCUUCCCACUAGAGCAGCGGCUGAAGGAGCACAUCAUUGGCCAGGAGAGUGCCAUUGCCACCGUGGGUGCUGCAAUCCGGAGGAAGGAGAAUGGCUGGUACGAUGAGGAGCACCCUCUGGUCUUCCUCUUCUUGGGAUCAUCUGGAAUAGGGAAAACCGAACUGGCCAAGCAGACUGCCAAGUAUAUGCACAAAGAUGCCAAAAAGGGCUUCAUCCGGCUCGACAUGUCUGAGUUCCAGGAGCGACAUGAGGUAGCCAAGUUUAUUGGCUCUCCACCAGGCUACAUCGGACAUGAAGAGGGUGGCCAGCUGACCAAGAAGCUGAAACAGUGCCCCAACGCAGUUGUCCUCUUCGAUGAAGUGGACAAGGCCCAUCCAGAUGUGCUCACCAUUAUGCUGCAGCUGUUUGAUGAGGGCCGCCUGACAGAUGGCAAGGGGAAGACCAUUGACUGCAAGGAUGCCAUCUUCAUCAUGACUUCCAAUGUAGCCAGUGAUGAGAUCGCCCAGCAUGCACUACAACUGAGGCAGGAAGCUUUGGAGAUGAGCCGAAAUCGAAUUGCCGAAAACCUUGGGGACGUCCAGAUUAAUGACAAAAUCACCAUCUCAAAGAACUUCAAGGAGAAUGUGAUCCGUCCCAUUCUGAAAGCUCACUUCCGGAGAGAUGAGUUUCUGGGACGGAUCAAUGAGAUUGUCUACUUCCUCCCUUUUUGCCACUCAGAGCUUAUCCAGUUGGUCAACAAGGAACUGAACUUCUGGGCCAAGAGAGCCAAGCAGAGACACAACAUCACACUACUGUGGGACCGCGAGGUGGCAGAUGUGUUGGUUGAUGGCUACAACGUCCACUAUGGCGCCCGGUCCAUCAAGCAUGAGGUAGAGCGCCGUGUGGUAAACCAGCUGGCAGCAGCCUAUGAGCAGGACCUAUUGCCAGGGGGCUGCACCCUGCGCAUCACCGUGGAGGACUCAGACAAGCACCUCCUCAAGAGCCCUGACCUGCCUUCACCCGAGGCUGAGAAGCGUCCGCCCACAUUGCGUCUGGAGAUCAUUGAUAAGGACAGCAAGACCCGCAAACUGGACAUCCGGGCACCACUCCACCCUGAAAAGGUGUGCUACACCAUCUAGCAUCCACCUGCCUGUGUGUACCCUGAACAUCUAAUAAAGACCCCUUGCUGUGACAUGGCAA